Messenger RNA from Cheilinus undulatus (humphead wrasse), 2087 nucleotides. RefSeq names its product EF-hand and coiled-coil domain-containing protein 1. NCBI's taxonomy places the organism in Eukaryota, Metazoa, Chordata, Actinopteri, Labriformes, Labridae. The transcript is spliced from 9 exons. The record is from RefSeq and is a predicted model, not a curated record. Bases 148 to 2028 code for a protein of 626 amino acids.
CGGGAAUUACGCUGCGUAAAAGCACAGCAGGAUGCGUUACAGCCAAAUUCCUGUUUGAUUUUGCAUCCGAUACUAAUUGCAGUACUCCGAAUUUAAACAGAAGUAAAUAGUGGUUACUCUGGAGUCACUGAGCAGACCUUGUUGAUCAUGCCUCGCGUCCAGCCCUCACCACGAGCGGCGCGUAAAAGCGAGUGGCUGCGGAGCACCCUGGCCCACCACCACUGCCCUGAUCCCGGCGCGGAGAACGAGAUCGUAGUGCUUGCAACUGGAAUAGACCAAUACCUGCAGGAGGUCUUCCACCACCUGGCCUACCCAAACCGGGAAGAUACCGUGUCAGCAGAGGACUUCACCGAGCUGUGUGCCGUGCUGGGACUCACCUGGGCAGAGAAAGGAAAGAGGACUAACAAAGGAGCAAAAGACGGAGAAAAACACGAGGAAGAUGAAGAGUUCAGGGAUGUAUGUUCAGAGCUUCCUUGCCAGCUGGCCUUUAAAGACUUCCACUCGCGGCUCUGUGGGUAUUUCCGUGUGCGCAGCGCGCGUCGAGGCACCGGGGUGUGUGCCUGGCGCCUGCCUGUUACAGAGGACACGGAGCUGGUGGAGAGACAGAUCAGGGUACGGUGGCCUCGCGCAAGACGGAGAAAAUGUGUGAGUUUUGAUCUGACAGGAGAUCAAAAUGGAGCCUCAAAGGGAUCAAUGAAAGGUCGAAGCGCAGAGGAGCGCGAGUCAGAUGAGGUAGCAGCUCUGAGGGAGCUGGUGGAAGACCUCCGCUCAGCACUGCAGGGGAGUGACGCUCGCUGCCUGGCCCUGGAGGUGGCCCUCAGGCGGGAGAGGAGCCGCACACUUCCUUCUCCAUCCAGACUCAAAUCUACGGUUUCAUCUCCGACCACUUCCAUCACCCUAAAAGAAGGAAAACUGGUACCAACACACAGGAUUAAAGGACAGGGCAGCAUCACAGGAAUAGAUGGGGUAAAGAGAUUUGGCAGGAGACGGGACAUCAGGGACCCCCUUCUGAGGGAGCUGAGGCUGAUCCGCUCCUCACGAGACGGACAGCUGGAGGAAGCCAUCAAAUAUAAUGAGCGUCUGGAGGAGGAGCUGCAGUGGGCAUACCAGGAAGUACGUAAACGUCAGGGGGUGGAGUCAGCACUGAGGAAAGAGAACACUCACAUCAGGAGGCGGGCAGAGGAGGCCAGGGAGGCUCUGAGUUUGGGGCUUCAGAGGGUUCGAAUGAUCCAGGAGAAGGCUCAGUCUGUGCCACAGCUCCAGUCCAGGAUCACCCAGCUGGAGACUGAACUACAACAGUACAGAUCCCACUGCACCUGCAUCCCUGACCCCGCCCAUCAACAAACCGGAGCAGAGGACACCUGUAGUAAAACAGAUUCAGAGUGUCUGCAGAGAGCGGUGGAGGGCAGAGCUGCCUCUGAUGAAGAAGAGGAGGACAGGGGGAGGAGGGAGACUGAAGAGUGCAGCCAGAGAGAGAUGACGAAGAGCAUCAGCAGACAGCACGACUGUGGAAAAGAAUGUCAGACCAAUAUGGUCCACCAGCGUCCCUCUCUUACACAACCACAUGAGAGAAACCUCAGCACUUUGAAGGACAGCAGGGGGCGCUAUGACUGGAAAGGACAAAACCAAGAGCAGUCAGAGGGGAGCUGCUGUAUUGAUAAAGAUAAGAAGCCCAAGGAAGAAUUGGAAAAGACGAGGCUGGAGGAGGAGAAAGAAAAGACACGUCUGUCCUUACUGGAAGAUAAACUCACAGAUGCUCUCACUCUGCUGCUGCAGCUCCGCAACAAGAACGUGUCCCGCCGAGUGCUGGGGAAGAUUGUGAUGGACACUCUGGAUGUUUGCAGCAGGAGUGGAGAUGGUCCGUCUCAGGUCCUGCAGGUAGCAGAUGCCCUCUGCGUCCGGCUGUCAUCCAGAGAUCUCUUUGGAAACGGCGCGGACUCAGAAGCAGGAGACAGUAAAGAGAAACUGAUCAUUCCAUCUUCAGGGUGUCAAAACAGCACCGCCAACUCUCUGCUCAUUUCCUGUUGAGCUACUGCAGCACUAUUUAAAGCUUAAAUUCAUUCUUCUCUAUUUUAUAUUUGUCUUUU